UGUGAUCCACAAAGUGCCUUUCUGGUUUUUUUUGCGGAAAAAUUCAUUCGAUUUCAUCAUAAUUUUUUUCCAACCAGAAUUUAUCAAUCCUAUCCUUUUUAUUAUAGAUUGUUUGUUUACCAUUUUUUUUACGAAAUGAUAAACUGAAUGUUUUUUUGCGAGUGAUUGUUAGGCAAUUUUUUUUUAUUAUUCUCAUUGAUUAGUUUUUGGUGUGCGACAUUCAUCGAAAUGAAUACCUUUUUCGGUAACACUGUCAAACAUCCGGCAUCGACCAUUAGAUUGAUUACAUUAUCGUUAAAUGGUGCACAUCCAUGUGGUAGCCAUACGCCUCGGAUAUGGCCACAUUCAUGUUUCAAUGCUCGAUAUAUGACAAAUAAUAAUCGUCAAAAUAAAGGAUUUUUGGGACAAAUAUUCGAUAAUCUAAAAGAAGAAUUAGAUAAAAGUAAAGAAAUGAAAGAAAAUUUACGAAAAUUUCGUGAAGAAGCACAAAAACUUGAAGAUUCAGAAGCGUUGAAAAAAGCAAGAAAAAAAUUUCAAAACAUUGAAGCAGAAACUAGUAAAGGUUCAAAACAAAUUAUUGAACAAAUCGAUACGAUAAAACAAAAACUAAGUAAAGGUUUAGAAGAUGCAAGUAAAACCGAUAUUGGUAAAAAAGGUAAAGAAGCGGCAGAAGAAUUGUCGAAACAAGCGAAAAAAGCUGCCGAACAAAUUGAACAGAUUUCCAAAAGUGAUGCUUUCCAAACCGUAUCGAAAACAGUGCAAACAGUGAAAGAAGAAAUUGGUGAAACACCAUUAUCAACGGCACGAUUUUAUCAGCCACCGGAUAAACUUCGUAAACGAAAAGAAUACUCUGAUCAAUUUGUAUCAUCACGACCUAUACAGCCUAAUGAAGAAGCAACCGGUGUUGAAUUACAUAAAGAUUCAAAAUGGUUUUCAAGUUGGCAAAAUUUUAAAGAUAAUAAUCCAUAUGUGAAUAAAAUAUUUGAAAUGAAAACCAAACUGGAUGAAAGUGAUAAUCCAUUGGUUCGUGCAUCACGUUUAGUUACCGAUAAGAUGACAGAAUUGUUUGGCGGAAUGUUUACAAAAACUGAAUUAUCCGAAGUAUUGACCGAAAUUUGUAAAGUGGAUCCGAAUUUUGAUCGACAACAAUUUAUCAAAGAAUGUGAAACUGAUAUCAUACCGAAUAUAUUGGAAGCCAUACUUCGUGGUGAUCUUGAAGUGCUCAAUGAUUGGUGUUAUGAAGGUGUAUACAAUGUAUUGGUGACACCAAUCAAACAAGCACAAACAAUGGGCUAUCAUUUUGAAUCCAAAGUAAUUGAUUUAACAAACUUGGAAUUAGAAAUGGGCAAAAUGAUGGAACAAGGACCCGUAUUGAUUAUAACAUUUCAAACACAACAAAUUAUGUGUGUAAAAGAUUCAAAAGGAAAAGUAGUGGAAGGUGAUCCGGAGAAAAUUAUUCGUGUACAUUAUGUUUGGGUACUAUGCCGGGAUCAAAAUGAAUUGGAUCCAAAAGCAGCAUGGAGAUUAUUGGAUCUUUCAGCCAAUAGUGCUGAACAAUGGUUAUGAAACAAAUGUGGAUGUGAUUCCUUCAUUUUAUAUAAAAUUUUUAAAAUAAUUUUUCUGUAAAUAUUCCAUUUUUUGUUUGUUCAACAAA
Molecule: messenger RNA, 1654 nt
Organism: Dermatophagoides farinae (American house dust mite)
Lineage: Eukaryota; Metazoa; Arthropoda; Arachnida; Sarcoptiformes; Pyroglyphidae
Product: mitochondrial import inner membrane translocase subunit TIM44
Biological process (GO): intracellular mRNA localization; protein import into mitochondrial matrix; protein localization to synapse
Cellular component (GO): mitochondrial inner membrane; neuronal cell body; cytoplasmic stress granule
Molecular function (GO): mRNA binding; double-stranded RNA binding; protein-folding chaperone binding
Source: RefSeq, a predicted model, not a curated record